AUGAGAAGCAUUCACAAGCAGUUAUUAUUGGACGCUGAAGUGCGUUGGUUAUCUCGUGGCAAAGUUGUGACGCGUGUUUUUGAGCUGAGAGAUGAGAUCAGAAUGUUCUUUUUGAAGAAUUCUGUACACGGCGUCAGCAAAUAUGCUGAUCAUUUCAAUGAUUUUGGAUUGCUUACAAUGGCAGCAUAUUUGGCUGAUAUAUUUAGUGCCCUUAACGAGUUGAACUUAAGUCUACAAGGGAGAGAUACCAACAUCUUCAAGGUCGAUGAUAAAAUUGAAACGAUACUAAAAAAACUUGACCUAUAGAUAAAUCGUACAAUUAAAAAAAAAACUACAAUCACUUUACAACCCUGUCAGCGUUUUUGGAGUCCUCUGGUGAAGCAAUAUUGCCUGCCAGUACAAGUACAACAUGAAAUGGUGACACAUCUCCGCACUUUGAGGUCUUCGUUUCGGGAUUAUUUUCCAGUACCCGACAAAAAUAAAAAUUGGAUAUCAGACCCUUUUAACACAGAUGUUUCUGAUAUUACUGGCUUGACAGCGGCACAGGAAACCCAAUUAAUUGAAAUAUCCUGUGAUUCAGCAUUGUAACGCAAUUUCAAAGAAUCUUUCCUAUCAAGUUUUUGGGUGAAUGUAAAGACGGAUAAUAAGGAGAUAUCGGACGAAGCACCUGAAACAUUUACUCCUUUUUUCAACCAUAUACCUAUGUGAAAAGGCAUUCUCUACUCUUCUUUAUACAAAAAUCAAAUACAGAAUCAGAUUACAAGUAGAAUCUGAUUUGAGAUUACAACUUUGUAGCAACAUCAACCCGAAUAUCCCAGAUUUGGUUGCAAAAAAGCAACACCAACCUUAACAUUUUUUUUUUUCAUAUUUUUCAUAAUAAACAGUUAUAUUUGUUUUUUUUGUAUCUCUAAUAAUAAUCUAAUCCGUUUUUUUCCGUGUCCUUGAAAACUGUGCUUGAUUUCCUUAGGGUCCGAGGACUAAAAAGGCUUGGAAGCGCUGAUUUAGAAGUUCGAUUACAAAAGAUCAUAAUUAAUUUGCUCUAUACAAAAAUUUAUACAAGAAUUUAUUGAUUUAGGUCAUGCUUCUAAAAUUGAUAUUAAUCAAUAUGAUCUCAAUAAAGAACCAGUCUAUUUCUUGCCUCGUCAUCCAGUAGUAAGAAUGGAUAGAAAAACUUAUAACAGUAAAAAAGAAUCACUUAUAUUUUUACAUGGACUUGCGUAAUUAAUUUGCGAUUUGGAAUUUCAAUAUAAAGUGAAAAUUUUAUGUAUGUACUUAUAUAGCUUUCAAGUUCCCAAUAAAUUCGCAUUAUGGUCACCCUACUGUAUAUUACAUACUUUGACAAAAAAUUAAAAAACUAAUAUCUCGUCAAUAAAAUGACGUUAAUUAAUAAAUUAUAUGCCAAAUUUUAGUCACAUGUUGUGCAGUUUUUACAACGUAUUUUUUGUAUAUAACAUUAUACCAAGUGGUAGUUAUCUACAUGGGUUUAUAAGAUCACUCAAUUCAGCAAAUUUAAAAAGCUUUGAUUGAACAUAACUUUUUAACUAUAAACAUUUGUGGUAUGAAAUUAAUUUGUACAAACAUAUUUGUCGCAGAAUAUCUCCAUCAUCGUUACGAAGAUCGUUUGAUUUAGUUUGUUUUUUUAAUUGCUAGUUACUCGAUUACUUAAUUACUCGAUUGUAGAGAGGGCGUGAUCAUCGAUACUUUUAUCGAUGACUUUGACAGUUCGUUAACAAAAAGCAAGUUGCCGCCAUUUUGGCAGACAUUCUGUUUCCGAUCGUCGAGGAGUAAAGACAUCCGGCGACAUGACGCUGAUCUCGUUAUAUUUUCGUAUGAAAAGUAAUAAAAUGGAAUAAGUCCACAUUGGUAUACACGCCAGCAGUGUUAUUUUAAAGAUAGUCCUGAAACUACCCGCCGACAUAUUUAAAAGUUAUCAUGUAUUUUGUAAGCAUAUUAUCGUAUUUCUAGAAUCACUCAAUCUUAAUCCGUCAGGAUUGAGUGGUCCAUUGAAACUAUCGUAGAAUCCUGGAUUUACCUUGAAGUGUCUUGAUUUUUUUGUAAAAUAAUGUGACAAAUUCUGUACAAUAUUUGAUAUGAAAAUUUUAUUCACAGUAAGUAUUUCCUGAGAUUCGGCUUGUAGCUAUUUUGUCUAAUGUCUGAAUUGAGUGAUCCACAUAUUGGGCAAUAUCUUCGAUCGCUUAAGAGUGACAAAGGACAAUGUCCAGCCCCCAUACAUUUUUCGCCUAAGAACCUCUAAGCAUGUACUAUCACUUUUCGUAUUCUAAAGUAUCUAUAUUUACGUCUAAAUACAUGUUUAAGUAACGGACACUUCUAAGAAAUGUAUAAAUCAAAAAAUAUAUUUUGGAUUUGAGGUUAUAAUUUUAACAAUUGUAGCGUGCGGUUAGAUUCUUUUUAAUGUUCGUUUUACUUGCUUUUUGUAGGGAAAUGUAUGUCUACUUUACUUUAAAUGUUGAUUGUUGUUGUUUGCUUUAAAAGGUUCUGUAGGUUCUGUAUCGGGAGCAUGUACUUACCAAUCUUGGAGCAACCCAGUGUUGUAUGCACUGAAGGAUCUGCUCAUCUUCUAAUACCAUGCAACCAGAAGCUGAACCGCAAUUAACACAAAAUACUUCAACACACCCAGUUUCCAUGUUAAUGUCCGUUAAAUAAAUGCCAAGUCGUCGUCUAUAGUAGGUCGGUAUGCCGUAAAUCACUGCCGGAGGUCGAUAUUAUAAGACGAAAUCAGUCCUUAGUUCAAGCCAAGUCGUUAUUUUAUAACUAAUAUUCACAAGACACAAGAAAUCGUACAAACAAACUUAAGCGACGUAAACACAACGCGAGUAUGAAAGCGAUUGUCAAACAAAACUUCAAAAUUGUCAAACGUAUGUAAAAGAGCGCUUCCAGCCGCUUAAAAAUCUACGAACGUUUUGAGUCUCGUUUCAAUGUCAAGCGCUUUAAGUGUUCAUUGGUUGAUUAUACAUCAAAUUGUGCAUAGAUCCUGAUUUGUCAACUUAUUAAAAUAUGGUGGCAGCGUUUAUUGAAGUUUAUCAAAUGUAUUGAUAUUACUUUUUAAAGUAAUUACAAAAAUGGGCAGUGUCCGUUUGAUUUUAAAAGCUGAUAUAUUAAUCAUAAAAUAUGAUAAGAAUUAUGAUAUACAAGAUAUUCUUAGAGGUUCAUAGGCUAAUUUGGACAUUGUCCUUUAUUGAUUUCGCUUAUGAGUUUUGACAAAUUUUGACUAAAUGUACGUUUUGGUUUUGUUGAAAACUGAAAAAGGAUCACUCAGUCCAGAUGCACAUCAAAAUAGUAAUACUAUUAAAUACUUAGUGUCCUACACACGGAAUGGUUUAAUUAACUAUAUUUUAACUGGUUUUGGCGGCAGAACAAGUGAUGUAACUGCCAUGGAAAAUUGAGAUUUUUUAGAAACUUUGGAACCUAUUAUCGUAGCUGACAGAGGUUUUAAACAUGAAGAACAAGUCCUCGCUCAAACGGAAAUAAAAUUACUGAGACCACCUAGUGUAGUUGCAGAUUACAAAUUAUCAAAGGCAGAAAGAAGUUCGUCAAACCAAAAUUAUUGCUAGCUUACGAAUACAAGUAGAAAGAGUCAUAAGACGUAUUAGAGAGUUCCACAUGUUAGAACAACAUGCAGUUAUAAAUAAUAAUAUACUAAAGGUAAUUGAUGAUUGCAUUAUAAUAGCCGGUGCUCUCAUAAACUUACAAGAUACCCUUAUAAAAUUAAUCCAGUAACUUUGUUUUCAGUAAAGUUUAAAUUUUAAUUUUCUUACAUUUUGUUUGUAUACCUGUCUGUAAGAAGAGUGAUGUGAAUAAAUCAGUUAAGUGUUUAUAUUAAGUAAAGGAAAUUAAAUUAAAAAUAAAACAAUGCCAAAUUAAACAAUAAAUAUUUUAUUUCAAGUACCCGCCCAUGUUUAUGGAUAAAUAUUAUUUAUCCAGAAUAUUGAUAAUUCAUUUAACAGCUUAUUUACUCGUUCAUAUUUUCUGUUAUAUUCUACUAAAGUGAUCCAGACAUGAUGUGAAGUUUCAUAAUCUGGAUUAGCUACUCAGAAGUAACAUUUUUCGAUUGUAGUCGUAAACAUUUGUAGCU
Molecule: messenger RNA, 4093 nt
Organism: Diatraea saccharalis (sugarcane borer)
Lineage: Eukaryota; Metazoa; Arthropoda; Insecta; Lepidoptera; Crambidae
Source: the annotation of a GenBank genome assembly